AUGGAGGUGCAGGUGGAACUCACGGAGGAUGAGAAGAAGUGCUGGUUCAGAAAGAAGGAAGUUCCUGACCUGGCAUCCAAGGAGAUGUCGUCCACCUACGAGAAGUUCAGCUUGCCCAGCAAGGAGGAAGGCUGCGACGAGCUGCUGUACAUGUGGUACAAGGCCCCCCAGUGCCAACAGUACCUCGAGAAGUGGGUCCUGGACCGAAAGCUGGUGCAGCGGGUGGAGGAUUUGCAGCCUUCCGACUGGUUCCGGGGCAAGCACGCGGAGUGGAACAGAGUCCUGGGUUUCUGGACGAAGAGAAAACAGCAGGAGUACAAGGACCCCAAUCGCAGAAGGCUGGCCGCAAAGAGGAAGGAGGUAGACGAGGCCAAGAAGAAGGCGAAGGAGGAGGGUGCUGCAAAUGAGAAGGAAGACAAGGAGGAGGAAAAGGAGAAGGCCGAAGAGGAAGGAAAGGAGAAGGAUGAGGAGAAGGAGAAGGAGAAGGAAGCGGAUGAGAAGGAGGAGAUGGAAGUGGAUGCAGAGUCUUUGGAUCCCUUCGCCGUGGAGGAUGUGUGCGACAUUGGCGGCAGCCAGCCCCUCUUCGCGAACUUUGGCUAUGAGGACUGGGUGCUCAUCGCUCUGCGCUUCGAGCUGCAUUUGCUAUGCCAUGCCUUCCGCCACGACUUGGAUGACCCAGAUAGAACCAGCUUCCAAGAGAGCCACUUAGCUUUCUACUAUCAGAAGUACUUUAAGAGACCGCUGAAUCUGCGAAGUUUCGGUGUGGACUCGAACAACCAGCUCGUCGAGCUGGUGAAAGACGUGGUGGAGCUCAACGCCAAAGGAGCAUUGGAGGCGCAGCUCUCCUCCGACUCACCGCUGGAGAAUUUCGUGCGCCUCACCGAGGACGCACGGAGGGAUCGUCAGCUCCGAGUGGAUGCCGGGGAUGCGCGGAAUGCCCUCAGCGCACAUUACCAGCUCAUGGGCAACGAAGUUCAGUGA
This is a messenger RNA of Effrenium voratum, 981 nucleotides long. NCBI's taxonomy places the organism in Eukaryota, Dinophyceae, Suessiales, Symbiodiniaceae. The record is from the annotation of a GenBank genome assembly.